AUGGAGCACAAAAUUGACCGGCUAUCCGAGUUGCCGAAACCUAUUGUAGAGCACAUUCUAUCAUUUAUCCCGUUGAAACAAAUACUUCAACUUACUAUAUUGUCCAAGACAUGGCAAAACAUCUGGACUUUAUUCCCUAUUCUGAAACUUGAAGAAAGCUUGGUUUUGUCAGGUCCGUACAACAAGAAGUUCAAUUAUUUUGUGGAGAGAACUUUACUAAGUCGUUGUAGGCAAAAUAUAAGCAUACAAAGAUUUGAGAUUAGAAUAUUGGACAAUAUUGACAAGGAAUGGUAUUGUGCUUGUGUGAACCGUUGGAUUGGCUAUGCAAUUGAAAGCAACGUCAAAGAGUUGAAUAUCUUUGCAUCGCCUAAAAAUUACUAUAAGGUGCCUGAGAGUGUUUUAGUAGCAAAAUCAAUAACUGGGUUGACUUUGUGGGGUUGUAACUUAGAGUCAUUUCGGAGUCAUGAUAUUAACUUAUCCUCCUUGAAAAAGUUGGUUUUGGGUGAAGUUUAUAAUGUGAAUGACCAAAUCAUCAAAACCCUAAUUGCCGGCUCUCCUGUUGUAGAAGAGAUAAAAUUUGCACGAUGUGAUGGAUUGAGAAAUAUACACGUGUCAGGUCUUCCUAAACUGAUGAACAUUGCGGUGGCAUAUAAUGAAGAACUUGAUAGCAUUGAGAUUGAAGCAUCAAAUCUUGAAUCUUUACUUAUUGAGCUUUGCAAACCAUGUCAAAUCAACCUACUCGCAUGUGAAAAUCUAAAGAAGUUAGAGCUAUAUUCAGCCACCGUGACAGAUGAAUGGUUACACGACGUUCUUUCUAAACAUCUACACAUUGAGAGCUUAACCCUACUUCGUUGUGAUAUGUUGAAAAGGAUUAAAAUUUCAAGUGAUCGUAUGAAGAGUUUGACCUUUUAUCGUUGUAGUGAGCUACUUGAAGUUAACAUUGUUACUCCUAACUUACAUAGCCUCGAGUAUUAUGGUGAUGUUAUAUCAUUUUCUUCCAACACUUCAACUCUAUCGGAAGUCAGACUACGAUUUUUGAAUGGUAGUUUUGAUUGGAUCUACAAUGUCGAAAAUAUUGAAUUUCUCACAAAGUUAAAUCAUCUGAAACAAUUGACUUGGAGAGCUCAUUAUGCCAAGGUAUUCUAG
Molecule: messenger RNA, 1146 nt
Organism: Corylus avellana
Lineage: Eukaryota; Viridiplantae; Streptophyta; Magnoliopsida; Fagales; Betulaceae
Product: F-box/LRR-repeat protein At3g03360-like
Molecular function (GO): protein binding
Source: RefSeq, a predicted model, not a curated record